UUCGAGUGGGAUGAAGCGGAAGAGAAAGAAGUUAAAAGAAUUUUUAAGAAGAAAGCCGGUGAUCACAUGCGAAAUGUGAUGAAUAGAGCAAAGAGAAGACAAGAAAAGCCGGAUUUUAUUACAGCUGACAAUUGGGCGGAAAUCAAAAGAAUUUGGGACACCGAAAAGCAUCAGCAAAUCAGUGAAAUUAAUAAGAAGAAUCGAGCUUCUAGUUCUAGUGAAGGGUCUGCCACAUAUGCUGGGGUCUCUAUUAAUAUCGGGGAGCAUAGAAAAAGAAUGGCAGAUGAAUUGGGGACGGAACCAACAUUUAUGGCUACAUUUGAACGCACCUUUCAGAAAAAAGAUAAGACAUGGACCGGCAAUCGAGCAAAAGUUAUUAAGGACAAAUAUGAUGAACUUGUAAUGAGCACGGCUGCUGCUAGUGGUGAUGGUGAUGGUGAUGGUGAUGGUGAUAGUGUCUGCUGCGUCCGAGCCAUCGGUUGUGAUAUGGCAUUAUGGAUGGAGAUAGAAAAAUCCAACGAAGAAACUCCAAUUACCGCAAGCAGAACUAUCGAAUACAAGAGAGAUCUAUCGAUAAGGAGGAUAUUAGAGAAAGUGAUUGUAGAAGCAAGACAUCAUUACCACGAACGUCUUGACGGGUGGUUUAUUCAAGAUCUUGAGUUGUCUCUCCAGCUCCAAAUCAUCUUCAAAAAUGCUGGUCUUGCCCCAAACGAUGUGAACUCUCCACAAACUUAG
Messenger RNA from Syzygium oleosum, 735 nucleotides. RefSeq lists its product as uncharacterized. Lineage: Eukaryota; Viridiplantae; Streptophyta; Magnoliopsida; Myrtales; Myrtaceae. The transcript has 4 exons. The coding region runs from base 67 to 735 and encodes 222 amino acids. The record is from RefSeq and is a predicted model, not a curated record.